CCCGUGCUGUCACCAUGGCGCACAUGCGCACUCCUGCAUGCCGGCUUCGCCGUCAUCAUCCACCAUGGCAGACAGAGCAGAGCUGGAGCAGGCGGUCGCCCAGCAGGGAGAGAGAGUCCGGAGCCUGAAGCAGAGUAAGGCCAGCUCGGAGCAGAUUGCAGAAGAAAUCGCAAAGCUGCUAGAACUGAAGGCACAACUGGGGACCGAUGAUGGGAAGCACAAAUUUGUUCUCAAGACGCCCAAGGGCACAAGGGAUUAUAAUCCCAAACAGAUGGCCAUCCGGGAGAAGGUUUUCGAUACCAUUAUCCACUGUUUUAAACGUCACGGUGCCGAGACCAUUGACACUCCCGUGUUUGAGCUGAAGGAAACACUAACUGGAAAAUACGGGGAAGAUUCCAAACUUAUUUAUGACCUGAAAGAUCAGGGCGGGGAAUUGCUGUCUCUGCGUUACGAUCUCACAGUCCCAUUUGCCCGUUACUUAGCAAUGAAUAAAAUUACCAACAUUAAGCGCUACCAUAUUGCCAAAGUCUACAGAAGGGAUAACCCAGCUAUGACCAGGGGGCGCUACCGAGAGUUUUACCAGUGUGAUUUUGACAUUGCUGGACAGUACGACCCCAUGAUUCCUGACGCUGAGUGCCUGAAGAUUGUUCAUGAGAUCCUCAGUGAGCUGGAGCUGGGAGAAUUUCUCAUUAAGGUGAAUGACAGGAGGAUCCUGGACGGCAUGUUUGCAGUUUGCGGAGUACCUGACAGUAAGUUCCGCACAAUCUGCUCAUCCGUGGACAAAUUAGAUAAGACCCCCUGGGAGGAGGUAAAAACGGAGAUGGUGGGAGAGAAGGGCCUUGCCCCUGAGGCUGCUGACUGCAUUGGGGAAUAUGUACAAAACAAUGGUGGGCUGACUCUAAUUGAGAAACUGCUGAAGGAUCCCAAGCUCUCACAGAACAAGCAGGCGCUGGAUGGAUUAAAUGACAUGAAGAUCCUAUUUCAGUACCUGGAACUAUUUGGUGUCACUGAUAAGAUCUCUUUUGACCUCAGCUUGGCCCGUGGCUUGGACUAUUAUACCGGAGUCAUUUAUGAAGCAAUUCUGCUCCCGCACCAAGGAAAGCAGCCCCAGAAUGACAACGCGGAGGAAUCGGUCAGCGUCGGCAGUGUGGCCGGAGGAGGACGAUAUGAUGGCCUGGUGGGGAUGUUUGACCCGAAGGGCAGGAAGGUUCCGUGUGUGGGGGUCAGCAUCGGAAUUGAAAGGAUAUUCUCGAUCAUGGAACAAAAAGCAGAGGCUUCUGAAGAAAAGAUUAGGACCACAGGGACCCAAAUACUGGUGGCAGCAGCCCAGAAGAAGCUUCUAGAGGAAAGGAUGAAGCUGAUUGCAGAACUGUGGAAUGCUGGGAUCAAGGCCGAAAUGUUGUAUAAGAAAAAUCCAAAGUUGCUUAAUCAGCUCCAGUACUGUGAGGAGACCGGCAUUCCCCUGGUAGCUAUUAUUGGGGAGCAGGAGCUAAAAGACGGAUUGGUGAAACUCAGGAUUGUAUCUACAAGGGAAGAGGUGGAUGUUGCCAGGCAAAAUUUGGUGGAAGAAAUUCACAGGAGAACCAACUUGUUAUAAGACCCUUUCCCAAGGGUCCAGUUGUAUAUUCGGGUCCACUUGUCUCUGGUAUUCUGUGGUUUCCAGCUUUUAGUGUUAGACACCUGCAUACAUUGUACAUUUCCUCAGCUUCUCUGUUCAGAAAAGGGACGAUGUUGUGUAAUAAAGCAUGUGUUACUGGGUAA
Messenger RNA from Pseudophryne corroboree (corroboree frog), 1761 nucleotides. RefSeq names its product histidine--tRNA ligase, cytoplasmic-like. The coding region runs from base 38 to 1597 and encodes 519 amino acids. The record is from RefSeq and is a predicted model, not a curated record. Gene Ontology annotation, biological process: histidyl-tRNA aminoacylation; mitochondrial translation. The transcript is spliced from 13 exons. Gene Ontology annotation, cellular component: mitochondrion; cytosol. Gene Ontology annotation, molecular function: histidine-tRNA ligase activity; RNA binding; identical protein binding. Lineage: Eukaryota; Metazoa; Chordata; Amphibia; Anura; Myobatrachidae.